Molecule: messenger RNA, 4255 nt
Organism: Pomacea canaliculata
Lineage: Eukaryota; Metazoa; Mollusca; Gastropoda; Architaenioglossa; Ampullariidae
Product: GDP-fucose transporter 1-like
Exons: 7
Coding region: 88-1173 (361 amino acids)
Biological process (GO): GDP-fucose import into Golgi lumen; protein O-linked glycosylation via fucose
Cellular component (GO): Golgi apparatus
Molecular function (GO): antiporter activity
Source: RefSeq, a predicted model, not a curated record
GCUGCAUUCAGAUCGAUAGUCGGCAAGCGUGGCGUUAGACAGCGACCGCUACAGUUGCAGGUUGAAACGGACCCCACCUAAACGCUGAUGGGUUUUUAUAGCAACGAUUUUUCGAAGCAGAAACGUGUCAAGAUGGAGUCGCACCUGGACAAGUAUAUUAAGAUUGCCGCUGUCGUUUUGGCAUACUGGUUUAUAUCAAUUUCUAUGGUGUUUGUGAAUAAAUACCUCCUCAGCAGUGAUGAUCUGAAGCUUAAUGCCCCACUGUUCAUCACAUGGUUUCAAUGUGUAAUGACAGUGGGUCUAUGUAUAGCACUUAGUUUUGGCAGUCAUCUGGUUCCAAGUUUAGUCCACUUUCCACCAGCCAAGAUCGAUCUCCGCCUGUGCAGAGCUACCUUGCCACUUUCCAUCAUUUUCGUGUGCAUGAUCUCUUUCAACAACCUUUGUCUGAAGUACGUUGGAGUGUCAUUUUACUAUGUUGGACGCUCACUGACAACAGUCUUCAAUGUGAUCUUUACAUACCUGCUGCUGGGUCAAACCACCUCUUUCCAGGCCAUCCUUUGCUGUCUCGUCAUCAUCGGUGGAUUCUUUCUGGGGGUGGACCAGGAAGGAGCUGCAGGGUCGCUGUCUCUGGUUGGUGUUGUGUUUGGAGUGGCAGCAAGUGCCAGUGUUGCCCUCAAUGCCAUUUUCACCAAGAAGGUCUUGCCACUUGUUGAUAACAAUGUUUGGCGCCUAACACUUUAUAACAACAUCAAUGCAUCAGUCCUGUUCCUGCCAAUGAUGGUGAUUUUUGGUGAAGUGGGAGAAGUUAUUCACUUUCCCAAGCUGUCCAGCCUGGUUUUCUGGAACAUGAUGCUGGUCAGCGGACUCUUUGGAUUUGCCAUAGGCUAUGUGACUGGGCUUCAGAUUCAGGUGACGUCACCAUUGACACAUAACAUCUCAGGUACUGCCAAGGCGUGUGCACAAACAGUCAUUGCAUGCAUUUAUUACACGGAAAUCAAGCCAGUCCUGUGGUGGGUAUCAAACGUCGUGGUGCUUCUGGGUUCAGCUGGAUACACAGAGGUUAGACGUCGAGAGAUGACAGUGCAGCAGAAGGUGCUAGAAGCAACACGAGACAGUGAAAAAGAGAACGAGAUCAAAGUUAACAGUGCUGAGGAGAAGCGCUCUGUUGUAUAGUUCACCUUUUCAGGAAGUAGAUUCUACUUAUCAUAUGGGCAAAAAUACGCAGUACUCUAUGGACUAUGUCAACUGGGGAAACCCUUGCACUUACAACAGGCUCAUGCAAAUCAUCGUUGGAAGAAGAAGCAUUAUGUUUAGCUGUGAUAGCUGUACUUUACACUUGCACUAGAUAUCUAUUUCACUGUUACUGUGGGUUAUACAUGAUGAACAAAUCAUGAAUUGUGCCAUAAAAGGUUAUCAGUCUCUUGGGAGGAGAAUUCACAUUCAAGGGAAAUAAUUCACUAGGCCAAAAUAUAAAAAUAGGACUGGCAUACAUUUAAAAGUAAUAAACAACCUAUAAAGUUUUAGAAAAGUUUCAGGAAUGAAAGUGGCCUUGAUCAGACCACACACUUUACUUUUAUCUUUGGAACUUUGGGCAGGUAGGGUUAUGGGUUUGAAGAGUGUGUAAGUAUAGUACAGGUUAAGUCAGAUCACAUAAUACAAAAUUUCAUUACUUUUCUACUGCUAUUGAUAACUAAAGAUGAUGUGGGAGAACGCAUACAUAUGUGCCUGAAUAUUUUUUUUUUUUUUUCUUUUUGGUCUGAAAGACAUUUUAUUAACAUAGCUGGAAAGAGAUGUUGGUCUUGAAAGCACAUAUUGUUUUGUGUAAUUGUUAACAAGUUUAUGAAAGAGUGUAUUGUGUCACACAUUCCACUGCAAACCUUUUUUUACUUGACUUUUUUUUUUACUCCUCUUCUUAUAAGGUUUGUUUAGUCUCCUGGGAAGUGGAAGUGGGUUCAGGUUUUUAGAAUACCAUUCUUGCACAGAUCCUAACAGCAUAGAAAUUCUUUUUAAAAAUUAACAUUAAAUUGAGGUACUUGUUGCUAAAAAUUGCUUCAAGCAUUUUUGUGCUAGAUUUUUUUUUUUAAUGUAAAAGAUUUGUGUCGUACACACUCAGUAACAACCAGUCUUGUAGUUUGAGGAUGCAAUAAGCUAUACUAAGAUUUCAUGAGUUACAUUCUUUACAUUCAUAUAAAACUGAGUGUGCAUGAUUUAUGACUAGGUAAUCUGCAAAUUUUUUUUUUCUUUUUUUCAUUUGUUUGCUUUUUGUUGUUUCAUAGUACCAGUGAGUUGACUAACCUUCUGAAAGGGCAGGCUUUACCCUUGAGGGUGCAAAUCAGGAUAAGAGACAAUCAAGCUACUUUUUUUAAGAAGAAAGUGAUGAAAGUAAUGUUCAUUCAAUGCUUGCUUAUACACACGGAUAUACUAUACUAUAGGAGCAGAUAUACAGAAGAAACCAUUUUUGACAAUGUUUGAAGGUGACCUAUCUUACACUUUCUCAGCAGAAACGUAAUUGUUUGGCUUUUAUAUAUGAUCAAUUACUUUGUUUGACAUUGUGAUGGAUGUAAUUGCCACUGGGUUGUCUCCUUUUUUUCCUGAUUUUGUGUUCAAGAAAGGCUAUACUUUUGUAUAUAUCUCUUGGGAAGACUUCUUUAACAAAAAAUGUGAGCAUGUUAUGUUGGUUCAUGUCAUGAACUAACAAGAAUGAGUGAAAUAUGAAAUGCCAUUUCCCUAUCUGUGAUGAGCUGCAUGCUUUGCAUUCUGCAUAACCAAUAUGCUGCUGGGUGAGUUGUUUCAAAAACAUUAUUUAAUAGAUUGUCUACAUAUGGAGGGAUCAUAAAUCUGUCAUUUAUUUUGCAGAAUAUAUUAUCUACAGCCAUUCAGGUAAAUGCCCACAUUCAUGGCCUUCAUCAUUUGUUCAACAUAAGUUCUGUAAUUUAGUCUGGGCAGCCGUUAUAUCACUGAAUCAUCUUAAAAGAACAGAUAACAAAAUUGCAAAUCCAGGGCUGAAUAAAUACAAAUCUGCCCUUUCACUGUGGAUGCAUGGACGUGUGAAAGGACGUAUAAUACCAUUUGUGCAUGUACACUAAGCAUGUUCUGUAAGGACAUUUUGAGUGUGUAUACAUUAUAUAAAAUGCUUUGUGUAUACAUGUGUAAGAGUGAGAGAGUUCACAGAAAAAAUCUUUGCUGCUUGGGAUUUUAGUGAAGUCGUGUACAUUUACCUCUUGGAGUUUUGGAGAGAAAACUGAUCUCUUUAUCAUGCAAAUUACCAGUUUGAUAGUUCAGUCUGUACUUUUAUCGUGCAAGAUUUAUUUUAUUUAUUUUCAGCGUAGGCAUACAGGCACAUAUGCAAUCCACAGGUACUGACGUUGGGCACUUAUAUCUAACAUAUUACUUGGUCCUCUUUGUCCGUGUGUGGUACAUAAGGCAUCCACCAUUUUUUUUCCAUCAAGUUUAGAUAUGUUGUUCCAUGUCAGUUUCUGCUCUUUUAGUGCUCAUCUAACAUAUUAAUCAAAUCACAAUUUUGUUUAAUUAAAUAAUUUUUUCUGUGCUCAGAAGAAUGCAUCUUCAACAUUCGCAAGUUCCAUAAAACCAGGACCAUAGCAACAUUAUUCUGUCUUAAAAAGAUUGUUGUCAUACGGUUUGAAUCUAGUACUAGUACUUAUUUAUGAACUUUAAGAACAUAAGCAUGUGCUGCUGUCCUGAUUCACAGGGUUUCAAAACACCAUGAAGUGUUGCAAAUCUGGAUAUGUGACACUGAUUCUUUGCUCGUUACAAACCAGUUUAAAGUGUGGGUGUAUAAAUAUAGUUGGUGGAACCAGGGAGAAAAACCAGCAAAUACUGGUAUUGUAUAUUCAUUUUGAGGGUCAGAUUUUUUAUUCACGUGGUUGUAAUAAUAAAUUUUAAAAUGGUGUGUUUUGUUGUAAGUCGUGUUUUAUGCAUGUAGCACUAUAAAACAGAAUUUUAUACUCGCCAAUGCAUUAUAAAGAUUUAUUACUUUUAGCUGCCAUCUAUUGACCUGUAGAAAGAAAGACAUUCGUGAAUUACAUCUAAAUUUUUUAAAGAAAAUCUUUAUUAAAAAUGUGUGGUGAAAUCUCUCAAGUGAAUUUAGCCAUUACUGAACAUUACAUCCAGUGAUGUACACUUUUAUAUCCAUAUUACAUAGGCCCACAUGUAGCAGUUUACAUUCUCUGGUCACAGAUAAGACAAGAAACCAGUCUUCUGUACACUGAAAUAAUAAAUGAGGACCUAAUCUCAA